Chironomus riparius is the source of this 838-nucleotide messenger RNA. NCBI's taxonomy places the organism in Eukaryota, Metazoa, Arthropoda, Insecta, Diptera, Chironomidae. The record is from the annotation of a GenBank genome assembly.
CUUCACGUUGUACAGCGCUCAUGCAUGACAUAAUUCGUGGAGAUAAGAAAUAUCAAAUUUUAUAUUUUUUUUUCCCAGAAGCAAUCAAAACUUCUUAGCUGUAGAUUGUUCAUCUAAAUUUGUGAAAUAUUCUCAUCUAAAGUUUAUUCAAAAAAUGGUAAAAAUUAGUCUUCUGCUUUUUGUGCUUCUACUGACAAAAAUGACUGAGUCAAUUGAAAUUUACUGUAAUUAUAAAAACGAGGAUACACACACAUCAUACAGCUACUACUGUGAUGUCCAAAAUCAGCUCAACGUAAUGUCAACAAACUCAGCUAAUAUAAAUUUUGUCAGAGGUGAUCAUGACUUUGGUCAAUCAAACGAUAAUGUGACAUGCUUACAUGUCUCUUAUAAAAAUGUACAAAUAUUUCCGAAAGGCAUUCAAAAGAUCUUCAAGAACUUGAAAAGAAUCGACAUUUACUAUGGUCGUCUUAAGGAAAUUAAUCAAGAUGAUCUUAAAGCAUUUCCACAGCUUAUUGAACUUGAUUUAUAUAAUAAUGAUAUUCAAGUUCUGGAAGAUAAGAUUUUUGCUUAUAAUCUACGAUUGACAUACAUUAACUUUAGCUACAAUAAACUAGUUCAGAUUGGCGAAAAUGUUUUUAAAAUGAUGAAUUUGACAUUUUUGGGUCUGUUCUCAAAUGGUUGCAUCAGUAAAACUGCAUCAAAUAGCACUAAAGCAGUUUUGGAUAUUAUUGCUCUAAUUAAGAUUAAUUGUGUAUCAGAAAUGUAGAUUUUGAAAGAACAAAACCUAGUUUUAAUUAAUUAUGAUUAUAAUAAGUGUAACUGUAAAGUAACAUCCGAA